AUGACCGGUAUCGAGGACAAAAGCUACGCUGCAUAUGGGGAUAAUCCCGAAAGGUGUCGCCGAUGUGCCCGUGCAAAAACCAUUUGUGCAGUUCCACGUCCAAAACCCAUGGGCCGUCCGCCUAAUGUGGCGUAUGAGGCACAGGACAACAUGUCAACACAGCCCACAGAGGUAAAAAGUCCAUUGGACUCUUUACUGUCACUGACUACGACAAACUGCCUGUCGGCUUCCUCACCGCAACCGAAUCUUUUGGAGUUUUUGAAUUUUCUUCACGAAUUGACGUUUGGAGUCUCGCUUACGCCGAACUAUGGCUCGACAAGCUUUGAUGUAGAGGGUCCUAGCACUGGGCUUUCCGUUGAUGUCGGGCCUUUGGCGAGAUCUGAAUUUUUGGAGAUGUACCAGUCAGCCAAACUCGAGUGCCACAGUCAAACUCUGGGUCAAUGGGCGACGCCACGGCAAAUAGCCCAGACGAGCAUAUCCAGUGUCUGA
This is a messenger RNA of Aspergillus pseudotamarii, 489 nucleotides long. RefSeq lists its product as uncharacterized. NCBI's taxonomy places the organism in Eukaryota, Fungi, Ascomycota, Eurotiomycetes, Eurotiales, Aspergillaceae. Bases 1 to 489 code for a protein of 162 amino acids. The transcript is spliced from 2 exons. The record is from RefSeq and is a predicted model, not a curated record.